UCCAGAUUUGCAUGUAGCGUCUUUUCGAUGCAGGGUUAUGCCCCUCACCCCGCCCACAAUCCACGCGUGGCUGAAGCAGCCAGCAAGGUCCGCGCCGUGAGUGCCGCCGUGUCCCCGCAUGGACCGCCCUCUGGUCGUCGCCGCGCACCUCGCCUCCGCACACCCUGCCCCAGCUUCCUGCGCCCGCGCCUCUUCCUUCUAUCCCGCGGCUCUCCCCCGCCACGCGCAGCCGUUUGCCUCUCCGCACCCCCCGUCCACAUCCGCCGUUACCCCCACCUUCGUCGGACGCGUCGCCCAACGAAACGUGUCCCUUCGCCAAUGUCGCACGGCGAUCGUCACAGCGACAGCGGGCAGAGCGGCGGCGAGCAGCGGAGGGGAGGGCGCGGGCGGGGGCGGCGGGCGCGCGGCGAUCGAUGUGGAGGGGCUGAGCCUGAGCCUGGGGCGCGCGCAGGUGUUGCGCGAGUGCAGCCUGCGCGUGCCCGAGGGGCAGCUGUGGAUGCUGCUGGGACCCAACGGGUGCGGCAAGUCAACGCUGCUCAAGGUGCUGGCGGGCUUGCUGCAGCCUAACAGCGGGCGGCUGAAAGUAGAUGCGCCUCGCUCCUUUGUCUUCCAGAACCCUGACCACCAGGUCAUCAUGCCUACUGUCAAUGCUGACGUGGCGUUUGGUCUGGGUCGCCUGCACCCCCCCCUCCCAGAGGCGGAGGUGCAGCGGCGGGUGGCAGAGGCCCUUGAAGCCGUGGGCAUGGCGGAGUAUGGCGAGCGCCUGGUGUCCACCCUUAGUGGCGGGCAGAAGCAGCGCGUGGCGAUAGCGGGGGCGUUGGCGGAGGAUUCGCACACGCUGCUGCUGGACGAGCUCACCACCUUCCUCGACUCCGCCGACCAGCACGCUGUGAUAAGGGCGGUGCGCAGUGUGGUAUCGGGCGGCUCACCGGGCACCGGCAGAGGCAGCAGGGCUCCGAGCAACAAUGGGGAUGGCAGCGCGUCUGCCGGCAGAGGUGAAAGCGCCACAGGCAGCAGCAGCAGCUCUGACAGCAGCAGCAGCAGCAGCAGCAGCAGCAGCAGCAGCAGAGGGGGGAGGAGGCGGCGGGUGACGGCGCUGUGGGUGACGCACCGGCUGGAGGAGCUGCAGUAUGCGGACGGGGCGGCGUACAUGGAUGGCGGGCGCGUCGUCGUCAUGGGCAGGGUGGCGGACGUCGUUGACUACAUCACCCGCCAGCAGCAGCAGCAGCAGCAGGCAGCCAGUGCGGGGUCGUUCUGGUCAGCGUUUGGCCCAAGCUGAGUGUGAUUUGGGUGAUCGUUGACUAUCAAUGGCCUAAACGACAUCACUGUAUGUCUCCAGCAUGAAUUUGGCUGCUUCCCAUGGGUAUAAUGAGUUACCGUAAUCCCCCAGACAUAACACCCGCCAAAAUUAAGCACCCACUGGUGUUACGGUAUAUCCGGGGAGGGUGUUCUAUUGAACAAUCCGCAAUUAUACACCCUCUUUUGAGGGUUCCAGGCAGGCCCCCAAAUUGGUUUUGGGGUUGUCUGAUUCGUCGGACUUGCCUGACAUCCCUUGGUAUGGCCUGUUAGAAUGCUAGAAUGACUAAAAACAAGAGAGAACAAGCAAGGUAUAGGGUUUGGUUGUACUCUCUAAGAACAUACCCUAUUCUAGCCUAUAACUUCCAUAUGCAGAAU
Messenger RNA from Closterium sp. NIES-67, 1674 nucleotides. NCBI's taxonomy places the organism in Eukaryota, Viridiplantae, Streptophyta, Zygnematophyceae, Desmidiales, Closteriaceae. The record is from the annotation of a GenBank genome assembly.